Molecule: messenger RNA, 1387 nt
Organism: Gekko japonicus
Lineage: Eukaryota; Metazoa; Chordata; Lepidosauria; Squamata; Gekkonidae
Gene: RBMX2
Product: RNA binding motif protein, X-linked 2
Exons: 6
Coding region: 8-1135 (375 amino acids)
Biological process (GO): mRNA splicing, via spliceosome
Cellular component (GO): catalytic step 2 spliceosome; precatalytic spliceosome; U2 snRNP
Molecular function (GO): RNA binding
Source: RefSeq, a predicted model, not a curated record
CGGCAGUAUGAACCCGCUGACCAAAGUGAAGCUGAUCAAUGAGCUGAAUGAACGUGAAGCCCAGCUGGGUGUGCAAGAGAAAGUCUCCUGGCAUGCUGAGUAUAGUGACAGCGCAUGGGUGUUUGUGGGGGGUUUACCAUAUGAGUUGACUGAAGGAGACAUUAUCUGUGUAUUUUCACAGUAUGGGGAAAUUGUGAACAUCAACCUGGUACGUGAUAAGAAGACAGGGAAAUCCAAAGGCUUUUGCUUCAUUUGCUAUGAAGAUCAGCGAAGCACCGUUCUUGCUGUGGACAACUUUAACGGGAUAAAGAUCAAAGGAAGGACAAUUCGUGUAGACCAUGUGGCUAACUAUCGCCCUCCCAAAGACUCUGAGGAUAUUGAUGAUGUAACCAAAGCCCUCCGGGAAAAAGGAUGUGGCAUCAAAACACCUCCCCCCAGCUCACCUGAAUCUUCAGAAGACGAGGAGGUGGAAGUGAAGAAGCACAAAAAAGAAAAAAGCAAGAAGAAGAAGAAGAAAGAGAAGAAAGAGCACCGGAAACGUAGGAAAGAGGAGCUGCCCGCAGAUGCGCCGCCUGCGAAAACCAAGAUCAAAGUGGAGAAGGAAGAUCCAGGCUACGAACGAUACGCUGGCCAAAGUCAGCAAACCUGGAGCUCAUCUGGGCACAAACACGCCAGCCGGGCAGAGCCGGAACAAGAACUCAAGUACGAGCAUGUGAGAGAGAGGUCUCGAGAAGGGGGCUGGCAGGAUAAAAGAGAAAGAUCUCAAGAGAAGGGGAAGGAUCAGAGAGGAGAGGGGUCUCGAGAGAAGGGCAGAGAGGGGGGCCGGCAGGAUCAGAGAGAGGGGUCUCGAGAGAGGGGCCGGUACAAUCAGAGAGAUGGAUCUCGAGAGGGGUCUUGGCCAGCUCACAGGGAGGGCUCUCGAGAGAAGGGCAGAGAGAGGGGCUGGCAGGAUCAGAGAGAGGGGUCCCGAGAGAGGGGCUGGCAGGAUCAGAGAACAUCUCAUGUUGACCGCAGUGAGGAGAAGCAUAAGAAGGCAGAUGACAGACUGAGAGCAGCAGAAAGCAGGAGAUCCCGAGAGCGGUGGGAGAACAGAGACAAGCCGUCCAGGGAGAAGGAGUCUUCCAGACACUACUGACCUUCUUGUUCCACCCUUGCAAGUGCAGAGAGACACAAGGGGGGGAUGGUGGACCUACUGCUGCAGUGAGAUGAGGGGAGAGGGCCCUCCUGGCUGCUGGCAGGGAUUCCUCUGCUGCUGUGUGCUGCUCUGCUUGGCAGGAAGAGGCCCAAGGACUGAACUUUUCUGGUUCAUUUGCCUGGACAUGAGAUAUACAUGCUGGGGACCAUUUUUGGACCAUCUUCACCUCGGCACUUCGGCCAGAAUGGUGUG